AUGGAGGUUUUUGCAUGGACGUCGACACGGAUUUUACUGGUAGAGUUUCAUUGCUCUUCCUUGUUGAUUUCGUUGGCGACGAUUAACGUGACAUUCGGAAGGGACUCACGGUGGAGGUUUUUGCAUGGACGUCGACACGGAUUUUACUGGAGCACAUGGCAGAACAGAGAUAACCUCGACUACUGCCUUAGGACAUUGAAGCCAAACGUGGUCCUCCCCAAUUAA
This is a messenger RNA of Lathyrus sativus (Indian pea), 225 nucleotides long. Lineage: Eukaryota; Viridiplantae; Streptophyta; Magnoliopsida; Fabales; Fabaceae. The record is from the annotation of a GenBank genome assembly.